AUGCUCCUCCACUUGGGCUCGAAACCAACCCUAGUAGUUUCCGCGGCCGACGUAGCCAAACACGUCCUUAAAACGCACGACCUCUCGUUCGCAGACAAGCCGGUCCUCGGCUUUCUCAAGAAAAUAUUCUACGACUUGAAGGACCUGAUAAACUUACCCUACGGUGACGAAUGGCGGAAGCUGAGAAGCAUCGCCACCCGCGAGCUACUCAAUACCGCGAGCGUGAAAUCCUAUAACUCCAUUAGGGAACAAGAAAUCGGCCUCGUCGUCGAAAGGAUUACUCGAGACUACUGCUGUAGUAACAACAAUUCCUUGUCGGCCACGCCGCCACCUUUGAACUUGUCUGAUAUGUUUCUGUCGUUCUCGAACGAUUUAAUCUCACGCGCGGCUUUCGGGAAGAAGCACCUGAGCCGCGAGACGGCGCGUGGGGAGAAGUUCUUGACGACGAUGGUCGAAAUCGUCGGGCUGCUGUACAGCUUCACGGUGGGGGAAUUGAUUCCGUGGCUUGGUUGGAUUAAUUCUUUGAACGGCUAUAAUGCUGCCAUAGAUAGAGCUGUUAAGCUACGGGAUGAGGUUUUCGAUGACAUCAUCGAAGAACAUUUGAACAUGGUGGGGCCCACCGAGGGUAGUUCGGGUAAUAAACAUAAUUUUGUGGAUAAUUUGCUGAGUAUUUACAAGGGAUAUACUCCUGGUGUCUCCAUUGACCUCGUUUCUGUCAAAGCUCUAACGCUGCUUGCUGCUGCAGGUGAUCUACAGGAUCCCUAUUACACACUUGUAUCAUUUCAUAGCUUGUAUCGUCUCAUUUGCAUGGCGGUGGUACGUCAUCAUCGACUAGAAGACAAAAAUCACACCGUCGCACCAACUCUCCCCAUCAUCGGAAACCUCCACCAGCUAGGGCAACUGCCCCACCGUUCUCUCUGGAAUGUAUCGAAAAAAUACGGGCCACUCAUGCUCCUCCACUUGGGCUCGAAACCGACGCUCGUCGUUUCGUCCGCAGACGUAGCCAAACAAAUCCUUAAAACCCACGACCUCGCAUUCUCCGACAAGCCUGCCCUAACCUCCCUCAAGAAAAUAUUCUACGACUUAAACGACGUGCUUACGUUACCGUACGGGGAUCAAUGGAGGAAGCUGAGGAGUGUGUUCGUGCACGAUCUUCUGAGCAACACACGCGUGAAGUCUUUUAGCCCCGUUAGAGAUGAAGAGAUACGAUUCCUCGUCGAUAAGAUUCGUAGCCGGUGCGACUCGUCCGUGAACCUGACGGAUACGUUCGUCUCGUUCACGAACGACUUAAUUUGCCGCACGGCUUUCGGGACGAAGCGCAUGAGCGAAACGGAGCACGGGAAGAAGUUCUUGGAGGCGAUGGAUGCAGCUGUGGGGUUGGUGUCGAAGAUUACGGUGGGCGACUUUGUGCCGUGGCUUGGCUGGAUUAAUCGGCUUAACGGCUUCAACGCUGAGCUGGAUAGGUGUGCUACUAGAAAGGAUGACGUCAUGGAUGCUGUCAUUGAAGAGCAUUUGAAGGUGGGGCCCACCGGGAGUGGAGAUAAUUUUGUGGAUAUUUUGCUUGGAAUAUACAAGGGGAAUACUCCGGGUGUAUCCAUUGACCUCAUUUCUGUCAAAGCCCUAAUUUUGGUAAGAGGGUUUAUUGCUAAAAUACUUGGGCAAAUUACCAAAACCCCCUGAGAAAAUGUGAAAUGUCUAUUAUAUCCUUCUGUUAAAUAUGUGAAAAUAAAAGAAAAAAGCUGAAAAUGUGAUUCUCUCCGGCUACG
Erythranthe guttata (spotted monkey flower) is the source of this 1766-nucleotide messenger RNA. The record is from RefSeq and is a predicted model, not a curated record. NCBI's taxonomy places the organism in Eukaryota, Viridiplantae, Streptophyta, Magnoliopsida, Lamiales, Phrymaceae.